GCGGCAGCGGCAGCAGCAGCAGCAGAGGAUAGACGCAGAAAGAAGCGUCUUUGGUUUUUUGUUUGAUAAGAGGAGGCAAAACAAAGGAGACUCCCACAAUGUUUGCGCCCAGCGGCAGCAGCAGUAUCAGUGGCAGUGCCAGCGCCAGCUUCAGCAGCGGCAGCAGCAACAGCAGCAGCAGCAGCAGCAGCACUGGAACAGGUGCCAGCUCCACCAACAGCACCAGUGUCAGUGGGAGUGCGAGUGGAUCCGCGGAGCGGGGCGAAGCGAACAACAACCACAAUCAUAAUUUGAGCUUACAACUGAACGGUAAUGGUAACAGCGGCAACAACAGCAACAGUCACAGUAGCAGCAGCAGCGUCAUUACUAACGGCAACAAUAGCAACAACAGCCACAACAAUAGCAACAGCAACAACAACACACACACAAAUCUCAUCAGCGGCUUCUGCAGCAGCAUCUGGCGCUCUGCCACCUUUGGAAGUGCCACACCAGUGGUGGUCAGUGCAUCAGCAGCAGCAGCAGCAACUGCCUCCGUUUCUGUUUCUGCCUCAGGCUCUGGUACUGCCAUGAGCGACUGUUCCUCGUCCAGCUUAUCGGUUUCCCCCGAUGCCUCCGCCUGCCUGCCUGAUAAUGAUGAUGAAGAUCAACAGCAAAGGCAGCCGCUGCAGCGGUCUGAGGCCAGCAGCACAGACAGUUAUCUUGCCCAGGAUUCGGAUGUUGCCCAGCAGCCACAAACAUUCCUAGGGGCCACCGAACUGGACGAUGAGCUAAUCAAACAACUGCCAAAGGAGGUACUGCUGCGGGUCUUCUCCUAUCUGGAUGUCGUCUCGCUAUGCCGCUGUGCACAGGUGUGCAAAUACUGGAAUGUGCUCGCCCUGGAUGGUUCCAGCUGGCAGAAAAUCAAUUUAUUUGAUUUUCAACGUGAUAUCGAGGGGCCGGUGAUUGAGAAUAUUUCGCAACGAUGUCGCGGCUUUCUCAAGUCCCUGUCGUUGCGUGGCUGUCAAUCGCUGGGAGAUCAGUCUGUCAGAACUCUAGCGAACCACUGCCACAACAUCGAACAUCUGGAUCUGUCGGAGUGCAAGAAGAUUACAGAUAUAUCCACACAGUCCAUCAGCAGAUACUGCACCAAACUGACGGCCAUUAACUUGGACUCUUGCUCCAACAUAACAGACAAUAGCCUCAAAUAUCUAUCAGAUGGCUGUCCAAAUCUCAUGGAGAUCAAUGUGUCGUGGUGUCAUCUGAUUUCUGAGAACGGCGUCGAGGCACUGGCCCGCGGCUGUGUCAAGCUGCGCAAAUUCAGCAGCAAAGGUUGUAAACAAAUAAACGACAAUGCCAUAAUGUGCCUGGCCAAAUACUGUCCCGAUAUAAUGGUGCUAAAUGUACACAGCUGUGAGACCAUAAGCGAUUCAUCUAUACGCCAGUUGGCCGCCAAGUGUCCCAAGCUGCAGAAGCUGUGCGUGUCCAAGUGUGCGGAUUUAACUGAUCUCUCGCUGAUGGCCCUGUCGCAGCACAAUCACCUGCUGAACACACUGGAGGUGUCCGGCUGUCGCAAUUUCACGGACAUUGGUUUCCAGGCCCUGGGACGCAACUGCAAGUAUCUGGAGCGCAUGGAUCUGGAGGAGUGCAAUCAAAUCACGGACCUAACGCUUGCUCAUCUUGCCACAGGCUGUCCCGGCCUAGAGAAAUUGACCCUGUCGCACUGCGAACUGAUUACGGACGAUGGCAUAAGACACCUGACCACUGGCAGCUGUGCCGCCGAGAUACUGUCCGUGCUGGAGCUGGACAAUUGUCCCCUGAUAACGGACAGAACGCUGGAGCAUCUGGUUUCAUGCCACAAUCUACAGCGUAUUGAACUAUUCGACUGUCAGCUCAUUACACGCACCGCCAUACGCAAGCUGAAGAACCAUUUACCAAAUAUCAAGGUGCAUGCAUACUUUGCUCCAGGCACACCGCCGGCGGUGACCAGCGGACAACGGCCACGCUACUGUCGCUGCUGUGAGAUUCUCUGAGAUACGGCCAUCGGCUUUGCCAGGAAGAUAAUGCGCAAGGCGGCCACAGACUGAUGCUGGCCUGUCUGCAUCGUUAUGUUCGCCAUGGCCCUCAUCUCGAUGAUUUGCAUGUUUUUGCUGGGACUGCUCGAUGGCGUUAACAGAACGUAACCAAUAAACACAACAACAACCAGCACGGCUAGCUCCGAACAAAGCGGAAGCGGAAACUGAAACGAAACGAAACGUAGCUUUAGUUUUAGUUCUCUUCUUUUUUUUGUGUGUGUUGUGUUGCAAGUUUACAAAACUUCAGCAAACAGCAUCAAAUUGUGAUUAUUUUAUUUAAAUGUUCUCUAUAUCUAUGUUAACCCAAGACCUUCAUUUGUGUAAUAUGUGUAUGUGUGUGUGUGUGUGUCUUUGCAGGUAUAUAGCGGUAUAUAUACACGCACACACACACGCACACUUGUAUAUGUGACGGCUUGCUAGCCCUGAUCGUACGUACCGCUGAAUGUUCUGUGUCUAGCCUGUAACUGCGAUUAAUUACGAAUUAGUUGUAAUAUCAGCCACGCCCACACAAAAACUCAUACAUACCUGUAUUAAAUGUUGCUAAAAGAAAAGAAAAGAAA
Messenger RNA from Drosophila guanche, 2611 nucleotides. Its product is annotated as F-box/LRR-repeat protein 20. The record is from RefSeq and is a predicted model, not a curated record. NCBI's taxonomy places the organism in Eukaryota, Metazoa, Arthropoda, Insecta, Diptera, Drosophilidae. Bases 99 to 2009 code for a protein of 636 amino acids. Gene Ontology annotation, biological process: SCF-dependent proteasomal ubiquitin-dependent protein catabolic process. The transcript is spliced from 9 exons. Gene Ontology annotation, molecular function: protein binding. Gene Ontology annotation, cellular component: SCF ubiquitin ligase complex.